CACACACGGUAGUAUGAAUGCAGCACUGUAUUUUAGCCGGUACACAUAGUUCUCUUGCGAUGCAGACAUUGCCCGAAAAAGCCGCAACGCACAAUUUGUUUUUUAAAAUGAUUCCCGAGCUGUCCAAUGAAUCCGUGUUGAUGAAGGAUCCUCAGAGGGUACAAGAUAUCCUGAAGUCCCUGUUAGACGCUGGACCCAACACGCUGCAGGUGAUCUCGGAUUUUGACAUGACCUUGACGAGAUUCCAAUACAAUGGGAAGCGAUGUCCUACGUGUCACAAUAUUCUUGACAACAGCAAAGCCAUCUCUGAAGAGUGCCGCCAAAAGCUGAAUGAUCUUCUCCAGACUUAUUAUCCCAUAGAGAUCAACACUUCACUUUCAGUUGAAGAGAAGCUGCCUUUAAUGGUGGAGUGGUGGACCAAAGCUCAUGACCUUCUUGUGGAGCAGAACAUUAAAAAAGAGGAGCUGGCUGUGGCAGUGCGUGAGUCUGAUGCAAUGCUGAGGGAGGGUUACGAACUGUUCUUCGACCGCCUGAACCAGCACGCCAUCCCUCUGCUCAUCUUCUCCGCCGGAAUCGGAGACAUCCUGGAAGAGGUGAUACGGCAAGCCAACGUCUUCCACCCUAACGUCAAAGUCAUCUCCAACUACAUGGACUUUGACGAAACUGGGAUAUUGAGGGCUUUCAAGGGAGAGUUGAUUCACGUCUACAAUAAAAGAGAAGGUGCGCUGCUAAACACGGGCCAUUUCGAGGAGCUGCGGUCGAGACCAAAUGUCCUGCUGAUGGGAGACUCUCUGGGGGACCUGAACAUGGCUGAUGGAGUUCAGGAUAUGAAGCACAUCCUCAAGAUUGGGUUCCUGAAUGACAAGAUUGAGGAGAGCAAACAGUCCUAUUUGGACUCGUAUGACAUUGUGUUGGUGAAAGAUGAAUCCUUGGAAAUUCCUAAUGCUGUCCUCCAACUUCUUACUGGUAACAACUGAACUGUUUUCAGUUCAGUUGUAAAACUGGCUGUAAAACACACCAGGACCAUCGGCUGAGCAGCGACCUGACCUCCCAGUGUUACCGGGAUUCUUAUCAAAGACCCAAUGGGAAUAAAUAGCACAGUGCUUUGCAAAAGUAUUGACAC
Poecilia latipinna (sailfin molly) is the source of this 1123-nucleotide messenger RNA. Its product is annotated as cytosolic 5'-nucleotidase 3. Gene Ontology annotation, molecular function: magnesium ion binding; 5'-nucleotidase activity. The record is from RefSeq and is a predicted model, not a curated record. The transcript is spliced from 9 exons. Gene Ontology annotation, cellular component: cytoplasm. NCBI's taxonomy places the organism in Eukaryota, Metazoa, Chordata, Actinopteri, Cyprinodontiformes, Poeciliidae. Bases 18 to 977 code for a protein of 319 amino acids.